CGCACCACCACAUACCUUUUGUCGUGUUUCUGGGCCUGAACAACGCUCGUUGCGCGCAUGCACUCAACGCGGACUUGAGAUUAUCUUGUUGAGCCGCACGACGCUCUCAGCGUCACUUCAAAUCCAUGAAAACCGAUAUCAUCCUUCCCAUGACAGAUGAGUGCAUGCAGCAAAUUGUGCAACGCGAAAAGGUGACACGUCUCGUACGUGUGCGAGAUAGACCAGCGCGGACGCGGUGUCCUGGUGACCCGCCGCUGCCUGAGGACGGCAUAGGCAACAGGAGGUUCAACGAGCGGCAUCCUGACAUGGAUAGGUGGGACUUUGCGUAUAGGGUCCGGAGCGUGCGUCAGCUUCGGAGCCCGGUGUCCCUGGAGAUGCUCAUGAAAAAGUACGGCGUUGGGAUUGCUCCGAGAGGAAUGAUAUAUACCCCAGUUAAGUUGCUGGAAGAUGUGCCGUGGUUGUCCCAGAACCUGCUGUGGAGCGACGUAGAAGACCGUGUUCCUACGCAGGUUGUCCGUACGAUUGGCGACGCAGAAGUUCCGUCCGUAUCCAAGGAUUCAAGCGCGAAGAGUGCGAAGAAGCAUGCCGUGCCAGAAGAGCCACACUCUGAGACACAUACUUCCCAGAGGCAGCGAAGGCAGUUAGAUGCAGGAACCUAGUUCGACUAUUAUGCACCAAGCUUCGCCCGUGCCGAAUACUGUACAUUGCCGCUCGCACUACCCAGUUUGUCGACAGAGCCGCUCCGUGUUACAUCGAUCCUAUCAUGAUAUCUGUGGGAUCCACACAAGGGACACCGCGUAAUUUUGAGUCGUAGGAAGAGGGAUUGCCUCGAACAGAGACCCUACCAAAGCGCAAAGCCACAUUCUGUGGAAUAAUCAAU
Molecule: messenger RNA, 880 nt
Organism: Fomitopsis serialis
Lineage: Eukaryota; Fungi; Basidiomycota; Agaricomycetes; Polyporales; Fomitopsidaceae
Exons: 4
Coding region: 126-659 (177 amino acids)
Source: RefSeq, a predicted model, not a curated record